This is a messenger RNA of Gymnodraco acuticeps, 6325 nucleotides long. It is a transcript of the gene st6galnac3, whose product is annotated as ST6 (alpha-N-acetyl-neuraminyl-2,3-beta-galactosyl-1,3)-N-acetylgalactosaminide alpha-2,6-sialyltransferase 3. Gene Ontology annotation, molecular function: alpha-N-acetylgalactosaminide alpha-2,6-sialyltransferase activity. Gene Ontology annotation, biological process: oligosaccharide metabolic process; ganglioside biosynthetic process. NCBI's taxonomy places the organism in Eukaryota, Metazoa, Chordata, Actinopteri, Perciformes, Bathydraconidae. The transcript has 5 exons. The coding region runs from base 206 to 1126 and encodes 306 amino acids. The record is from RefSeq and is a predicted model, not a curated record.
GCCAGCUCCGUGGGGGGAAAAAACUCGAGAGGAGACGAAUAACGGUACACACUCCAAUAUUUAUGGAGCCGAUGUCCGCAUAUAAGUGCACCGCAUCCACUCUCCCGGUGCAUGCGUGAAUACAUGCGUUUGGAGACGGAAGCGGGGAACGGCGUUUCGGGGAGACGAAAACAAGCGGUCCACCAUUGUCUGCGUAGAAAUAAGAAUGGCCUGGAUGUGGAAGAAGAAGUCGUUGAUCGCCACCAGUCUGAUCGUGGUGGUGUCGCUCUUCGUGGUGGUGGUGAACUACUCGGAGAAGCCGUACUUCCUGCUGAAGCCGGUGUUGGAUCAGACGUUCAGCAGCCACUGGAUGUUCUCCAAGCAGCCGUACAAGGCCUUCAAACCUCACCUGGGCUACGUUAGCAUCCCCAAACAGGAACCUCUGAAGCUGCAAUGUGAGCUCUGCAGCAUCGUGUCCAGCUCCGGCCAGAUGUUGGGCCAGGCUGCCGGGGCGCAGAUCGAUCGCUCUCCGUGCAUCUGGCGGAUGAACAACGCGCCCACGCGGGGUUUCGAAGUUGACGUCGGCCAGCGCACCACACUGAGAGUAGUCUCGCACACCAGCGUCCCCCUGCUGCUGCAGAAGCCUCAGUACUUCUUCGGACAGGCCAACGACACCGUCUAUGUGGUGUGGGGGCCGCUGAGAAACAUGAGGAAGGACGGGAAGGGCAUCGUGUACAACAUGCUGCGACAGGCGGCCGAGAACUACCCGCAUGCACGCAUCUACGUCACCACAGAGGAGAGGAUGAACUACUGCGACAUGGUCUUCAAGAAGGAGACGGGAAAAGAUCGGAUCCAGUCCGGCUCCUACCUCAGCACCGGCUGGUUCACGCUCAUCCUCGCCAUGGACAUGUGCAAAGAGAUCCAUAUCUACGGCAUGAUAAAUGACACCUACUGCAAGACGGAGGGCUACAGAAAGGUUCCCUAUCACUACUACGAGGCAGGCAGCCGGGACGAGUGCGCAGAGUAUCAGCUCCACGAGAGCGCCCCGUACGGCGGCCAUCGCUUCAUCACGGAGAAAUCUGUGAUUGGCAAGUGGGCCAAAACUCACUCCAUCAAGUUCUUUAACCCCCCAUGGACGCUGUCGUGACCCUGGCUGAACCGACAAGGACAUAUUACACCGUCAUCGCCAUUAUCAUCAUCUCUGUCGUCUGGGGACAAGCUGGAUCGCUACACUGACAGAAAGCCUGUUCCCUAAUGUGCACAACCGUCACACUUUGGCACAUAUUCCACUUCAUAUCCAUUAGAGAAGGUUGUCCGAUGGCUGCCUGUCAAGUGCUGAAUGGAGAACAUCCAGGAAGCGCGUUUUCUGACAGAAAGCCUUCCUGUUCAAUUGAUAAACAUGGCCAGCAAAAACAUAUCUCCUGCUUCUUGAAUUUGAAAGCUGCCGAGUUGUUCUGUUCACUGACCAGCCGAUCCUCUCUGCUCUGUGAGUUCAGCAAAAGGACGGCCUCGAAGAAUCUCUUUGAAAAGAAAAAACAACGGAGGGAAACAACAGGAAGUCCCAACUGUCCGUCAACUCUCAGUGACCUCACGGAUCACAUGUUUGCAGGCGCUCUAUAUGGCAGAGGCUGAAUGAAAACCUGUUGCCAUGGAUGCCUGUUGAUCUCGCCUACUCUGUUUCCUCCUGUCAGGCUGUAUUUCCUCCAUAGCACGCAUCAUUCAGGCCUUCGUCUCUGACUGAUAAUUGAGGGCAUUUUUCGCCUACAACAGCUUCAACAAACAAGGUCAUUUGAAAAAGAAAACCGCAAAAAACUCAACGGUAAACAAGAGUCAUGGCUGUAAAUCCGCUGCUCACCGUCAUGCUUUGCUGUCUGUAAACUCACACAACGGAAAGAUGUCAGCUGUUUUUUCUCUCUCUUAACUCUGUGAAACUUUUAAGAGACACGUUCCGGCUCGAUCUGGAUCGGUUGCUAACGUCUUCAUCUCUUCAGCAACUCUCUGUAACAGUGCACCAUUGACAACGUGAGCACAUAGAGCAAUGUGCAAUCACAAACUCACCGAGGGAGUUGGAUCAUUUGUGACCCCCGCAGAGGGAGAGAUUUAUGUGUGCAGUGAAACCAUUGGAAGUUAAUUGUAUGCCAUUAUCAUUUUGUGCCUGCGAUACACUCAUUGUACAGAGACGGAGGAGGAGGCCGCUCCUCUCUCCAUCGCUCAUACUCUCAUCUCAGCUUUGUGCCUCUUUGUGUACACGAUCACUGUGUGAACACAUCUGCCCGUUUGUCUUUGAACGCAGCGGGCAUGUCUCCUGGUUCAGGUCGUAACAUUUGAAUGCAUCAGUUUCCAGCGCAGUGAGGAAUAAUCAGUGAGGUGUGUAGGUCAGCUGGUAUCAGUGGAGAGACUCUCUGGCUGUGACCAUGACUCCCUUGGGGAUUUACAGGUCAACAUGUAGGUUGAAACUGGAAGGUUUGUGGAUUUCUUGGCAGACGCGCAGCUACAGCUGAGGACUCAGGUCACGUCUGCUUGGAGUUUCUUUAAUUUAGAGUGGGGAGGAUUUUAAAAAAGCCAGAUCCAAUAUUAAUAUGUUGGAUUUUCACUGGCCAUGAAAUACAGUUGUAAGUAUUCAUCCCCACAAUAGCAGUUUGAAGAAGGCUUUGCAAUAUCAUUUCUUGCAUCUGACAUUUUGACUAGUCCAAAUUUCGCGAUUCUUAUUUAGGAACUUUAUAUAGGAUGGAGUCAGAUUUCUCAUUUUGGAAAACCCCAACUCAAAUCCAAGAUUUGGGCGUAAACAGAAAUGAAAGCUAUAGUCGUACUGUCUUUAGCACUUCUGUCUAAUUGUGUCACAUAACAUGACAUGCUACAGAUGUUAUCAGUGCUACAAUCUGCAUAAUACGUUUCUGGGCAAUUCCUGACCACAGCCCUGCGUCUAUGUUAACCAAACUUAUGAUUAUGAUUCAAAGCAAACCAACUUUUAUCUCUAGAAACCUUUUAUGCAUCCAUGAUGACAUAGCAGCUUCAAAUGGUGCAUUUCAUUAACAACUAAUACAUGUAUGUAACUGAAACAUCUGUAAAACCACUGCUUAGAUACCUCAGUAACCUUUUUAAGAUACUUUGCAAGAAACUGUAUUGGGAGAAAAUAGUCCCUACUCUGCGUUCCCUGAGAACUAUAAGGCUGUCCCGAUUGAUCCAUCCUCAGCCUCAGGCGUCUACAACUUAUACAACAUUUAUUGACACAGGAAGCAAGCAGCAGCAACACGUAUUAAUGUACCAGUGGUGGACAUUUAUCCACAUUUCUGCUGAUGUUAAAAAGUUAUGUAAUAGCCUUCCUGACGCUUCUUCAGACACGUGUUCUGGUGGUUUUAGACUUCCUGUCUGCCUCGUGUUGCACGUCUCCCUGCAACGUCUAAUCAAAAUGUACAAUCAGGCAAGAACAACUUAAUUAUCGUGUGUUAUAUCACCGUGUAUGAAAAACAAACCAAAUGGUCAUAUCUUGAUCUGUUUCUAGCCCAAUUUUAAAUCUUCACUGUUCUUCACUUGCAGUGGAAACACAAACAAAAAGUGUUUUAUUUUUUUAUUAACAUCAUGACAGAUUCUAAGCUCUCAUUUUACUGCACUUUUAUUGUACACUUUUACUAUUAUGCUGCUGUGUUUAUUGUAUUGUUGUUACUCUGGCACAACAAUUUCCUUCGGGAUAAAUACAAUCUUAUGUUAAGCUCAACUGAGCAGAUCCUUCCUCUAAUGAAGAUUGUUGAAGAAGUUAAAACCUACAGCAACAGCUCAUUAAAAGUGUAGAGAUGUUUUAAUUAACCAUCCAGUUAUAACCCUCGAUGCAUGUUGACCUGCGAGUAUCCAAAUCCCUUCUCUCUGGGUCAUUGUGUGUCAGCUUCUUGUUGAGCAACAGAAAAUCUCAUAUUUUCUCGGCAUAAAGUCCCGAGAACGAUCACAGAACGACCUCCACCUCAAAACUCAUUGCAAGUCCGCCCAGCUGAGGAGAGCGUCAGCAAAAAUGUAAAAUCGGCCUGUUUAAAAUUCCACCCGGUGUGUCUCAGCGUAUAAAAGAUGGCCGCAACACAGGGGGGGGUCAGAGGUCAGAUUUCCUCCGAGACGACACAGCUCCAGAGGUCUGAAGGAAUCCCACCACACGAUGUAUGUAAAGCAGAACACGACCUUCUGUGAUAUUCCUCCUGCUCUGGAAGCUAGAAGAUAAGAUGUGUGCCUCUGGGAGAGUUAGAAAUAUAGGUGAAACAUCCCCUGAUACCGAAUCACAUGCAUGUUACAUGAUUAAUGUUCAUAUAUCUCCUUCAGCCUGUGAUUGUGCGUUCAUCCGGCAGCUUUACCUCUGCUGUACAGUAUAUCACGAACAUAAGUUAGAGCUGUCCCAUCAUUUUCAGGUGUGUUAUGGUGCAUUAUUUGUAUUCUAAUCAUCACAUUCUCCUCCUCUUGUUGUUCUUCUUUUUCUUGAUGCAGUGGUUUGUGUGUUGCCAAUAUUUUUCUGCUGCUGCAGGCUGUGCUCUCGGUUAUUUUCUGAUCAACAAACACUCCUUUGUCUUCAGCCAGAACCCCCUGGAAGGAAACCAACAGAUGUAUUAUACAGGACAUUAUAGAAAAUAAGCCGUUAUAUAGGCUACCGUGAAUCAUCUGGGGCUCACAGGGAGAGGACUGGAGAAUAAGUAACACUAUGAAGAAGAGUGGGCAGCAAAAUAUAGUUUUAAUGAGCAUUUACACAUUAUUUCAUUAUUUGUUUUAACUCUAAACCAAUAGUUGGACAUAUCGUAUUUGCUGUCUUGCAAGGAGUUAGAUGAUAUGUGUGAUGACUGAUCUCAUAUCUUACAGUGAAUUUGAAGCUACAGCCAGAAGCCGGUUAGCUUAUCCUAGCACAACAAUUGGAAACCAGUGUAAACAUCAAACUUGGCUCCGUCCAAAGUUAACUAAAUCCUCUUAAAAGCUUACAAAUUAACAUGUUCUAUCUCAUUUGUUUAUGCAUGUGAAAAACAACAAUUUGUGUUUUUUUACACUUGGUUUUGUGCCGAGUGUUCGCGGCUCAGAGCUGUUGAAGCUGAGAUUCUAAGAAAGUCUACCCUCUGUCGCACUGGUUCUGAUCCUUUGGGAUUUUUAAUGAACUAAAACAGCGAUAACUUUGUGAACCAAGUUGUUGUUUUAGUCAUUGAAAUUGUUAACAAAUUCGAAUUGGAUUUUGAAUGGGUUUAUUUCCUGAUUAAAAUAGAAGCCUAAAGUUCAGGUUUUACUGUGGAUCUUGUACAGAAAGAUAUUUCAAUAUUAACCUAAUUAGUGAACCUUAUUUGGCCAGUCUAACCGUUUCCAUUCUUUGUGCUAAGCUAACCAGCUAGCUGUGUUUUCAUAACCUUUCAUCUAUCCUCACAUUGCUCAUCUAACGCUCGCUAAACUCAUCAAUUUCCCAAAAUGUUGAACUAUUUCUUAUUUUUCCCCUGAAUUAUUUUCAUCUCUGGUUCUGGCUCUUUUUAUUUUUUUCACUCACAGAUCUUGAACUGAUCACUUCAAGCUUUCGUGUUCUGAGCAGUGACGUUUGUUGGUUUCAUCUCUCCUUUCAAACCUGAAGCAGAUUCUUCUCUUUGUGCUCGCAGUAUGCAAAUAGGAAGGAAAAUAAAACCCAUUGCUCCUCAGCCUCACCGAGAACUGAAACAGUUGAAUGAGCACCAUUUAAUAAUGCUAAGUUAAAAAACCAAUUGAAGGUUGCGUCCCUUAAAACAAGCAGCGUUUGCUUUAAAUAAACAAACCCUGAUUAAAACGUCUCGUCUGGAGCUACCACCGCGUUUAAAAUGCUCUCAUUAUCUUCGGCUCUUUUUUCCGGUCUGCUAAUAAUUAUGUUUUGGAGUUCAGAUUUGAAAGAUUGUCUCACGUCUACGUAAAAAAAAAAUGGUAGCAUUUCCUCCUGACUGUUGUACUUGUUGCCAUUUCUCUCAAGUGCUUUAAAGUUUGUUUCAAUGUUCUCCUUCCCUGUGUCUUGCAUUUAUUUUGUGCGUUGUGAAGCACUUUCCUUUUCUCCAUUUUCAGGUCAAGUGUCCUUGUGAAAUGUGUAACUUGAGUGAGUGUUGAGUUACAAUGAAUGUAAUAUAACACCGAGAGGUUGUUAUAAAGAAAGAUGUUUUUGCUAACAGUUAACACUCCUUUUUAUCGGUUGAAAAAAUGCUGCAUGGAGAGUUGCAGGUUAUUUAAAUGUACAUGUUGUUAAAAAACACGUUGUGAUUAUAUGUAUUUCUGUAUUACUUAUUAGCUGUAAAAAGAUAUAUUGUGAGAGUUCUUAUUUUUACCAACAUGUCCUCUGUGUCUUUUAUUCUCUGUUGGGAUUAAAGGAAACCUAAAAACCUUG